This is a messenger RNA of Podospora pseudopauciseta, 1386 nucleotides long. RefSeq lists its product as uncharacterized. The record is from RefSeq and is a predicted model, not a curated record. The transcript is spliced from 2 exons. Lineage: Eukaryota; Fungi; Ascomycota; Sordariomycetes; Sordariales; Podosporaceae. Bases 1 to 1386 code for a protein of 461 amino acids.
AUGGCUAUGCAAAGCACCAGCAUCAACCUUGAACAAUUGCUCUUCCCGAACUCGGAUUUUCCCAGCCCUUACAUAAGUCCUGGUGGGUACUUAAACUUUCAUGGGAAGGGAUUGGCAGUUGUUCCGGAGUUGGAAGAUGUUCAACGUCCAUCCUCACGCCUCUCUCCCGCGACUACCAUUGCCGAGAAUGACAACAUAUCCUCCGCUACAAGACUUAAACCACCUCCUGUCUCACAUCAACGGCGCACUGGACGACGUUCUCUCGGUGCCACCACAGGUCGCCCGCGUGCCUCGUCACCAGCAACCGUGGCUAGCAAAGAUGACCAUCUCCAGUGCCCCCUCUGCUCUGAAGUUGGGGCAUACACGGCCUGUCGCCGGAAGAAUGAUCUUAAACGCCAUAUGCGAAAUUAUCAUAACACCAAUGCACAGUGGGCCUGCCCGAAGCGUGGCUGCGGCAAGACAUAUGACUGUCUUCCGGGGAUGAAAGCGCACCUAAAGGAGCCCAGUCACGGCAACCUCCACCGAUCUUCGGAAUGCACCACGACCAUACUCUGCCCCCGAGUUGUCUUUGCCUGUGGCUUUACCAACUGCAAGCAUGUCUUCGAAACACCUGACGCCGCCGACCCUGCCGAGACAGCUACUGAUUACUUUCAUCACGUCGCCAACCACGUCGAGGCCAAUCGCCACAACCAGGCCUGGUCCCACUCAACCUGCUUCCGAAAUCUCAUGCGGCAAGCGGGUAUCUAUGAUGGCUGGAAGAAUCGACACCCCAAGGGCAAAGACUUGAAGUGGCAGCCGCACACAUCAAUCGUGUUGAGGAAGAUGCUGGAGACCAGGCAUGUGCCCGAUAGUGAGCUGUUGGUGCUCUGGGCUGUCAGGUUGGGUUCUAAGCCGUACUCUGAAUCCCCUUCGCCGGCACCGAGGGGUCUCCCUGAGGCUCUCUGUCUUCCUGUAUCCGAGCUGUGUGGAUGCAGUGCCAAGUCGGUACUUCCGUCGCCAUCCCACCCCAAUCCUUCUCCCGGUUCGCCUGAGGUUCCUGAGAACUUGGCCGACAGGUCUGCAGAGCUUGAUUCAGCUGCUUAUUCUGGCACUUCUGCUUUCAGCCAGAAUGUAAACGAUCAAGGCUAUACCCAGGGUUCUACACUUGGUGUCAGCAGGCCGUUUGAUAACUCCCCUCAACUGGAAGAUGGAUACCCAUUGCUCACGGUAAACCAGCAGCCAGCUAUCGAAUGGUCCGGUUAUCACUACAACAGAAACAACCAGGACAUGUCAGACACCAGGAUUGAUCCCGCGCUUCUCAACGUGAGAGGCCAGUCAUGGUGGAUGGACUAUGGGAUGGAGGGCGUCGAUGCUGCCCGUGAGGUGGACGACCUGUCGAGCUGGUAG